AUGCCUAGCACGCCUCAAAUUCUUGCUGGAGCGAGUUUGUUAGUUGCUUACUGGGUUGUGACGGCAAUUUACAAUGUAAUCUUCAGUCCUCUGCGCAAAAUCCCAGGGUCAUCCCUGGGCGCCGUAUCUUGGCUCCCUUGGUACAAAUACUGGUUCUCCGGAUACAUGCACCGCGAAGUCCUGAAGUUACACGAGAAAUACGGCCCGGUAGUGCGAAUUGGGCCUUCUGAAAUCUCAUUCAUCGACCAAGCUGCUUGGAAAGACAUUUACAGUCUCAAGAGAUGCAGGCAAAUCGAGCGCGACCCAACGUCGUUCCCAUCAUUGACACCACACGGAUCCAAGUUUGACCUGCUGACGUACAGUCCAACUGAUCACGCGAAAUAUCGCAAGAUUCUCAAUCCUUGCUUCUCUGAAAAGGCAACGAAAGAAUAUGAAGCCACAAUCCAUGAGAACGUUGAUAGAAUGAUUGCGAAACUUGCGUCGAAUGUCAAAAAGGGCAGCGGGGGAACCAACGUUACCAAAUGGUUCCAGUGGCUCACCUUUGAUAUGGUUACCGACGUCACUUGGGGGGAGUCUUUUGAAUGCGUCUCCAAAAAUGAAAGCCACCCCUGUCUGGCAUUAUCGAUGGACCUCGUUUCCUUGUCCUCUUUCAUCGUGUUUAUAGCAUGGUGGAAGGGCCUCAAAGACUUUCUCGUCAAGCUUUCGGGAGUCGAGGGUCUCUUUACCACUCUCGUCCGUUCCAAGUGUGAGAACAACCUGAAGUCUGACUCAAACAAGUCAAGCAUCUUUUCGAAUCUUGUUGCGGCGGGUAAUCCGUUGAAUCAAGCCGAGUUGGAUGGAAACUUGACGGCAAUUGUGAUUGCGGGGAGCGAAACUACGGGCUUUGCGUUGACGGCGACAAGUUAUUACCUGGCCAAGAAUCCAGAGUGUUUCCGGAAAGCAGCCUCAGAGAUCCGAUCCACGUUCUCAUCAGUUGACGAGAUUAACGAUGAUGCACUCAGGAAGCUUCCGUAUCUCAAAGCCAUCAUCAGUGAAGCUUUGCGAAUGACUCCAGCAGAGCCAAACGGGCUGGCGAGAAAGGUUGUAGUGGAUGGGUUGGAUAUUGCAGGACAGUAUAUCCCCAAAAACACUGCAAUCUACGUGUCUCAGUUCGCCGCCAAUCGAUCCUCGUCCUAUUUUCGACUGCCCAACGAAUACCACCCCGAGCGCUGGCUAGACGAUGCCAAGUUCAAAGACGACAAGCUAGAUGCGGUGCAGCCGUUCAUCUUGGGCGUCAAUGUGUGCAUUGGGAGAGGUCUUGCGUGGAUGGAGAUGAGAGUGACGCUGGCUAAGCUUUUGUGGCAGUUUGACUGGACCAUUGACGGCGAUGGGGGUAAGGCGUUUGAGCAGUCCAAAGCUUGGCAUGUCUGGAUGAAGAGUUAUGUGCAUUUACAAUUGCUAGAGCGAGGGUCUCUGGAUUCAAAAGCUAGGUGA
Messenger RNA from Trichoderma aggressivum f. europaeum, 1473 nucleotides. RefSeq lists its product as uncharacterized. NCBI's taxonomy places the organism in Eukaryota, Fungi, Ascomycota, Sordariomycetes, Hypocreales, Hypocreaceae. The coding region runs from base 1 to 1473 and encodes 490 amino acids. The record is from RefSeq and is a predicted model, not a curated record. The transcript is spliced from 3 exons. Gene Ontology annotation, molecular function: iron ion binding; oxidoreductase activity, acting on paired donors, with incorporation or reduction of molecular oxygen; heme binding.